AUGUUGUUCCGUUCGAGCGUCCUGGCCGCAGCCUCCCUCAUUGCUGUGGCCCAAGCCCAGUACAAGAUCGAUCCCGAAACCGUCGACAUGAAUCAGCGAGAUUAUUGGUGCACGAUGCAGAUAGAGACCUGCCCACUGAUUUGCUACGAAACCUCACCCGAUCCCGUUCUCGUGAACGAAUGCGACGCGGAAAAACUGACCUACGGCUGUCUUUGCGGCGACAAUUCGAAGCCCAACGUCACCGAGUACUCCCAAACGCUACCCUAUUUCGUCUGCCGCCAGUGGGGGAUUCAAUGCGUCGAUGAUUGCGCCGACCAAGACACUGCCUGCCAGUCUGCCUGCCUCGCAGACCAUCCGUGUGGAGCCUCGAACCCCAAGCGAGUGACAACGACGAGCAGCACCGCGAGCACCGCGACAAGAGCCCCAAGCGAGACCAAGAUCGACGACGACAACGUAGUCCUCUACACCGGGCCGUCUGAUCCCGAGAACAACAACGACAACGACAAUGCAGCGGCACUUGUGGAGGCCGAGGCCAUGUAUGGUUGGGCAGUCUUGUUUGGCGGCGUUGGCAUUGGGUUCGCGUUGCUGUAA
This is a messenger RNA of Emericellopsis cladophorae, 591 nucleotides long. RefSeq lists its product as uncharacterized. NCBI's taxonomy places the organism in Eukaryota, Fungi, Ascomycota, Sordariomycetes, Hypocreales, Bionectriaceae. The transcript is spliced from 3 exons. The record is from RefSeq and is a predicted model, not a curated record. The coding region runs from base 1 to 591 and encodes 196 amino acids.